This is a messenger RNA of Ixodes scapularis (black-legged tick), 2708 nucleotides long. Its product is annotated as leukocyte elastase inhibitor. Gene Ontology annotation, molecular function: serine-type endopeptidase inhibitor activity. The transcript is spliced from 2 exons. The record is from RefSeq and is a predicted model, not a curated record. NCBI's taxonomy places the organism in Eukaryota, Metazoa, Arthropoda, Arachnida, Ixodida, Ixodidae. Bases 318 to 1451 code for a protein of 377 amino acids.
CUGGGGACUGCUGGGGACAGGCUGCAGUACACGUACUGCCGUGCCGGCGAAGGCUGCGAUGUGUACGAGCAGUUCGGAAGUGCAAUAUCCUGUCAUUAAGCACUAAUUUACAUACUCUGAGUUGAUCAGCGGUCUCUCUUAACGGUGAAUAUUCGUGUUUGUAGAACUCUGAACAACUUGUGAAGAGUGAACAGCCCCGGUAAAUCGAGACAACGAUUUGUUUACACAAACGGCUGGGGUGACGACGACGCCCACCUUGGGAAGAACGUUUAGUAAUCGCCGCUAAAGCUUUCAGACACAUUGAAAAAGUAUCUAAGAUGGAGGCAAGUCUGAGCAAUCACAUCCUCAACUUCUCCAUCGACCUAUACAAGCGACUGAAACCCUCCGGCAAAGACACGGCAGGAAACGUCUUCUUCUCACCAUUCAGUAUUGCAGCUGCUCUGUCCAUGGCCCUCGCAGGAGCUAGAGGCAACACUGCCAUGCAAAUCGCUGCCAUCCUGCACUCAAACGACGACAAGAUCCACAACCACUUCUCGAGCUUUCUUUGCAAGCUACCCAGUUACGCCCCAGAUGUGGCCCUGCACAUCGCCAAUCGCAUGUACUCUGAGCAGACCUUCCAACCGAAAGCGGAGUACACAACCCUGUUGCAGAAGUCUUACGACAGCACCAUCAAGGCUGUUGACUUUGCAGGAAACGCAGACAGAGUCCGACAGGAGGUCAAUGCCUGGGUCGAGGAAGUCACCAGGUCAAAGAUCAGGGACCUGCUCGCUCCCGGAACUGUUGAUGCAUCGACAUCACUUAUAUUGGUGAAUGCCAUUUACUUCAAAGGUCUGUGGGAUUCUCAAUUCAAGCCUAGUGCUACGCAGCCGAAAGAUUUCCAUUUGACGCCACAUACCUCAAAGACAGUGGACAUGAUGCAUCAGAAAGGGGACUUCAAAAUGGGUCACUGCAGCGACCUCAAAGUCACUGCGCUUGAGAUUCCCUACAAAGGCAACAAGAUGUCAAUGAUCAUCCUCCUGCCCGAAGACGUGGAGGGACUCUCAGUCCUGGAGGAACACUUGACCGCUCUGAAAUUGUCGGCUCUGCUCGGCGGCAUGAUUGUGACGCCCGAUGUCAACUUGCGCUUGCCGAAGUUCAAACUGGAACAGUCCAUAGGUCUGAAGGACGUACUGAUGGCGAUGGGAGUCAAGGAUUUCUUCACGUCCCUUGCGGAUCUCUCUGGCAUCAGCUCUACGGGGGAUCUGUACGCUUCGGAUGUCAUCCACAAGGCUUUUGUGGAAGUUAAUGAGGAGGGCACGGAGGCUGCAGCUGCCACCGCCGUACCCAUGAUGUUUGGUUGUGCGCUAUUUCCAGAGGUGGUUAACUUUUUCGUUGACCACCCAUUCAUGUUCUUGAUCCACAGCCAUGAUCCAGAUGUUGUUCUCUUCAUGGGAUCCAUCCGUGAACUCUAAAAAGCGUUGCUCUUAAAGGUGGCCAACCAGUCUGUGAGGUUAUCUCUUAGUCACUACUGUGUAACAAUUCUGCAAUAUUCAGCUUAUGUAUUUCGGUAACUUGCUAGAUCUUUGUGUUGUUGAUGUUAGGCUUCAUGUAAGAUGUGCAUUAAAGUAGGGAUGAGGACCAAAGCAAAUAAACGGAGUUAAAGCCACGAAACAGUCACCAACAAGCAUUGUGAGCUGGUGAAGAAGGCACAGUACAAUAUGAAGAUGAACGAACUUAAAAGUACUUAGCAAUGUUUCAGUUUUUAUACAUCGUUUAUUCUUCUUGCUUCCUUGCUGCAAAUUUUACUUGUCAUGCAGAAAGCCCUCACUUUUGCUGAGCUGUUUCUAUAUAAUUAUGUGCUCAAAUAACUAGAUAAGUGAGCUAGCUGAUGAGCUAGUUAAAUUAAUGUGAACAAACUGAUGUCUUGUGUUCAUGUGUAUUCAAUUUGCAUGAAUAUGUGUGUUAUCCAGUUCAGUGAAAUUGUCGGGCAGUGCGACCAUCUGAAGAAAUAUUUAAAUAAAUUUGUGGAAAUUUAUAUACAUCCUUGGUUGUGGCAGCACGGGGCAAGUUUGCCUACAAAAAGCUACACAAACAUGCACUGUACACCCUGCUUUGAGCCACCUAAACUUUCAUAUGCAGGGACUUUUUAUGUUGAUAUUUGCAUGCUCACGGAGUAUUUGUUGGGCCUGCAGUAGAGCAUGUAAUCAAAGUAGUGUGCAUUGUUAAUCACCAAAUAGUGGUAACAGAAUGCCGUACUGUGAUGUCCUGCUACCAGGACCAAUUUUAAAUAUGAUCCCCUGAUUGCUGAAUCUAGGGAUAUCUGCUCAAUGAGACCGCAUUUUGCAGAAUUUUUACGCGAAUAUAAAGUCAUGACACCAAAGGUGCUAUUUUAAGCUGCUAACUAGCAAUAUGUGCCAGUGUUCUUUUUCUUCUUGUAUUUCCGUUGAACAUUUAGAUGUUAUUCCUAUUUGCAGCAAUUAUAUUGCACAAAUGCACCUGCACAGAUCUUUUGAGCUGAAACACAAAUAUAGCUAGGGAGCUGCUAUGUGUAGAACUAGAAACUGUUAUUUUUGUUUUGUUUUGUUUUAAUAUUUCGGUGCAUGGUUCUGUUUUGAUAACAGCUGAUCCAUAAAAAAAAGCAUGCCGGAAAAAGGUAAAUAAAUGCUCACUUAAUGCACAGGAAUGCGCAAUAUCCGUGCAAUUGUAUGGCCCGCAGUGGCGUCACAAAA